UGUGUUAUACACAUCUCCUAUGUUUACCUCCCCUGGAUCAAGUUGUUUGUCAAAUGUUUCCCCCAAUGACACUAUACUAAAGGAUUUACAACAUAGCAACCCAACCAGAGAGAGAAAACCAAAAAUACCAAAGUCCACUGUUGUGAGCAAGGCUGUUAAGAGAGUAAGGAGGUUAGACACGACCAAGGAAGGAAUGCCGCGGACUAACUUAUUCUGUGAAGAAGAUGAGGAAGAUGGCAAUACGGAGGAAGCAGUACAUCAUACUCAGGGAGAUCCGGAUGCUUUGUAUGAGGACGAUGACAUGGGUUACGAUGGUGGUUUAGGAUUUCAAAGUGAUAGUGAUGUAGAAGAUUUGGAUUUUGAUGAUAUCACUGAACCAACAACUCCAGGAUAUGUUAGUCUUGGACCUCCAACAGCCAAAUGCAGCCAUUGUGGGGCCAUUCUUUGGAAGGAAGAGCGUGUAAACAAGAAUGUUAAAAAGGGGAUGCCUGAAUUUUCAAUCUGUUGCUGCAGGGGCCAAAUCAACCUUCCUAAAGUUCCACCUACACCUUCAUACUUGAUGCAGCUGUACAAUGAUCCAAAAAAAGGGAAAAGCUUCAGAAGGAAUAUUCGGUUAUAUAACACUAUGUUCGCUUUCACGUCAAUGGGGGGGAAGGUUGACAAUUCAAUUAAUACGGGAAGAGCACCAUAUAUAUAUCGGCUUAAUGGGCAAAAUCAUCAUGUAUUUGGGACACUCAUUCCAAAUGAAGGGAAAGAUCCUAAAUUUUGUCAACUCUACAUAUAUGAUACCGAAAAUGAGGUUGACAACAGGAUGAAAUGGGUUAAAGUCGACAAUGGGGAACCGGUUGAUAAAGGAGUUGUUUCUGGUUUGUUAGAGAUGUUGGAUUCGACAAAUGAGCUGGUCCCGUUCUUUCGUAUGGCACGUGACCGUUUCAAGGAGGACGCUGUGCAGGAUUUGAAAAUUGUAAUGAAAGUAUCACGUGCUGACUCUGGUCGUGAAAAUUUCAUUGGCCCCUCCAAUGAGGUUGGUGCUAUUAUGGUCGGAGACCUGGAAGAUACAUGUGGGGAAAGGGACAUUGUUAUUCACAGCAAAAAACAUGGUCUUCAACGGAUAUCUGAUAUACAUCCAAAAUUAAUGGCAUUGCAGUAUCCAUUGCUCUUCCCUGCAGGCGAAGAUGGAUAUUCAGAUGACAUUCCAUAUCAGAAGACUAAAAACAAUGAGGGGAAGAAACGUCAAAGGGUCACAAUGAAGGAGUAUUAUUCUUAUAGAUUACAAGUUCGUCACAAUGAAGGUAAUACUCCCCGUCUUGCUGGUAGAUUAUUUCAACAAUACAUUGUUGAUUCUUUUUCCGCAAUUGAACAAGCACGUUUGUGGUGGUAUCGAACUCAUCAAACAACACUUCGCAAUGAUCUGUACACAAAUAUUUCAAAAAGUCUUGCAAAGGGUGAGGCUACCACGGCCAAUGUCGGUAAAGGCUUCAUACUGCCUGCGAGCUUUCUUGGUUCUAGAAGGUAUAUGCAACAAUGUUUCCAGGAUGCCAUUGCUGUUUGCAGGCAUAUCGGACAUCCAGAUAUUUUUCUCACGAUGACCACAAAUCCAAUGUGGGAUGAGAUCAUUCAUAUGAUGAAAAAUAUGCCAGGAUGCUUGCCUGUUGAUUCUCCCGACGUUAUUGCACGUGUCUUCAAGCUCAAACUUGAACAGAUUGUUGAUGAUAUUAAGAAUAAGGGUUAUUUCGGAAAGUGUGCUGCAAUCAUGUAUGUUGUCGAAUUUCAAAAACGAGGCUUGCCACACGUGCACAUGCUGAUAUGGUUGGACUCUGAAUCCAAAAAAAAGUUGAAUGCCAAUGUCGAUGAUUUUGUUUCUGCUGAAAUCCCUGACCCGAAGAUCGAUCCUAUUGGUUAUCAAGCUGUAGCCAGACAUAUGAUGCACGGCCCCUGUGGUUUGUUAAAUACCAAGUCACCGUGCAUGAAGAAUAUGAAAUGCAGCAAACACUUUCCCAAAAAGUACUCUUCUCAAACUAUGUUUGACCAGUCCGGAUUUCCUCUUUACAAACGGCGUAAUACUGGAAUCACGGUCAAGAAAGGUAUUCACGAGCUUGAUAACCAAUAUGUUGUUCCAUACAACCGUGAUUUGCUGGUAAAAUAUCAAUGCCACAUGAAUGUCGAAAUCUGUUGUCAUGCACGUAGUCUGAAAUAUUUAUUCAAGUACUGCUUGAAAGGGCAUGAUCGUGCUACUGUAGAGAUUUCAAAGAAAAACACAGAAUCCCAGCAGAACAAUAUUGAUGUCCCCAAAGACGAGAUACAAGCUUAUUUCGAUGGCCGUUACAUUUGCGGGGCUGAAGCUGCAUACCGGAUAUUUGGAUUUGAUAUCCAUUAUCGAUCCAUAUCAGUCCUGCGAUUAUCAUUCCAUUUGCCUGGGAAUCGCAAUUGCACAUUCAGAGAAGACGAAGAACUUCACAAGGUUGUCCGAAGGGAAAAAUACAGACAAAGCCAAUUAGAAGCUUUCUUCCAACUAAACCAGAAGGACAGUAAUGCAAGACAAUAUACUUACGAUGAAAUUCCAAGGUACUAUGUAUGGAAUGAUCAAGAUACUAUUUGGCAAGUAAGGAAGAAGGGUACACAGAUUGGAAGGCUCCUGUUUACUCAUCAUACUUCUGGAGAAAUCUGGUAUUUGAGAUUAUUACUCACCAAGGUUAGAGGACCAACUUCCUUUAAUCAUCUUAAAACUGUCAAUGGUGUUGUUUGCAAUACAUUUAAAGAGGCCUGUAAAAAAUAUGGUUUCUUGGAGGAUGAUAACGAGUGGAACGAGGUACUACAAGAAUGUUCCAAGUGUGGUUUCCCAGGGCAGAUUCGGGAACUUUUUGUUCAUAUAAUGGUAAAUUGUCAAGUUACUGACCUUGCUUCACUAUGGAAAUCUUUUUGGAAAGUGAUGAGUGAUGACAUUAUCAUGAAGAUCAGAAAGGAGAAUGCAAAUGUUCCAGUUUCUAUCAGCGACAAACAGCUACAAUUUUAUGUAUUAGCAGGUUAG
This is a messenger RNA of Daucus carota subsp. sativus, 3028 nucleotides long. RefSeq lists its product as uncharacterized. The transcript is spliced from 8 exons. The coding region runs from base 20 to 3028 and encodes 1002 amino acids. NCBI's taxonomy places the organism in Eukaryota, Viridiplantae, Streptophyta, Magnoliopsida, Apiales, Apiaceae. The record is from RefSeq and is a predicted model, not a curated record.